Molecule: messenger RNA, 1712 nt
Organism: Linum tenue
Lineage: Eukaryota; Viridiplantae; Streptophyta; Magnoliopsida; Malpighiales; Linaceae
Source: the annotation of a GenBank genome assembly
UUAGAUCACUUCACUCCUCUAUGUCAGUCUCCUAACCUGUAAACCAAUCAUCUACCUCCUCUCUUCCACCAAAAAAAAUGGAGAUCUCAGCAGAAUACUACUACUUCGCCAUCGCCCUCUGCUUGAGCUUCCUCGCCUACAGAUUCCUCGGCCGUUGGAUCAAACACGAUUCUCCCCUGCCUCCAUCUCCCACAGCGCUCCCAUUAAUCGGACAUCUCCACCUGGUCAAACCCCCGCUCCAUCUCUCCCUCCAAAACCUCCUCUCCCACUACGGCCCAAUCCUCUCCCUCAAAUUGGGCCGCCGCCGGGCCCUCGUCCUCUCCUCCCCUUCCGCCGUCGAGGAAUGCUUCACCAAAAACGACGCCGUCUUCGCCAACCGCCCCAAAACCAUGGCCGGCGACCACUUCACCUACAACUACAGAGCCUACGUCUGGGCUCCGUACGGCGACCUAUGGCGGGCCCUCCGCCGCCUCACCGUCGCCGAGAUAUUUUCCCCGAAGACCCUCCUCAGAUCCGCCGCCGUCCGCGAGCAAGAGGUCUUCGCCCUGCUCCGCCGCCUGGGUAGAGCCGAAAUCUCCGGCGGGGGGGCGGCACCGGUGGAUCUGAAGUUUCUGCUGUCCCUUCUGGCGAUUAACGUCAUGAUGAGGCUGGCCGUCGGGCGGCGGUGCGCGGAGGAGGAAGAGGCCGGGACGGAGGAGGAGAGGGGGAAAUUUCAGGAGUUUAAGGAGAAGUUCUUCCCCAGCUUGGGGAUGAACAUUUGUGAUUUCGUUCCGAUUUUGAGGGCGGUUGGGUUCAAAGGGAUCGAGAAGAAGAUGGUGAAAUUGAGGAAAGAGAGAGACGAAUACUUCCGGCGCGUGGUGGAUGGAGUUGUGGAAAGGCGGCAUCGUCGUCGGGGAGAAGGUGAUUCGGGAACUGGGAGCGACGGAGAAGAGGUGAGAUCGGUGGCGGAGAUAAUCUUGUCUUUGAGAGAGUCCGAUCCGGAGUUUUACUCCGACGACGUGGUUAAUGGUUCUAUUGCGAUGAUGUUUGUUGCGGGAACAGAGACCACAUCGAUCACUCUGGAAUGGGCAAUGACGCUUCUCCUGGAUCACCCACGGGUUAUGCAAAAGCUGAAGGCGGAGAUAGACUACAACAUCGGCCACGAGCAGCUGCUAAACGAGCGCGACACCGCCAAGCUUCCUUAUCUGAAAUGCGUGAUAAACGAGACUCUGAGACUGUACCCUCCGGCUCCACUGCUCUUACCUCACUGCUCUUCCGAAAACUGCACAGUGGAAGGGUACCAAGUUCCGAAGGACACGACGCUGAUGGUCAAUGUCUGGGCGAUGCACAGGGACCCGAAGCUGUGGGACGAAGCCGAUAAGUUCGUGCCGGAGAGAUUCGAAGUGGUGGAUUCGAAGGAGGACGCGGCCGCCGUCGGUGAAGGGUGCAAGUACGCUCCGUUUGGAAUGGGGAGGAGAGCUUGUCCUGGUGCUGGGAUGGGGAUGAAUUUGGUGUCUCUGGCUUUAGGGUCGUUGAUUCAGUGUUUUGAAUGGGAAAAGGUUGGGGUGGAUGUGGAGGACAUGACUGCUAAAAUUGGGAUGGCUUUGUCGAAAAGUAAGCCUCUAGAGGCUAAGUGUAGUCCCCGCCGUGAUAUAGGUGAACUUUUAUCCCAUGUUUAGCACAUUGUAGUAACACAUAUUUGAGAUUUAUAUAUAAAAAAUGUAGGGUUAUCU